This is a messenger RNA of Drosophila subpulchrella, 1669 nucleotides long. RefSeq names its product probable tRNA (uracil-O(2)-)-methyltransferase. Gene Ontology annotation, biological process: tRNA methylation. The coding region runs from base 24 to 1598 and encodes 524 amino acids. NCBI's taxonomy places the organism in Eukaryota, Metazoa, Arthropoda, Insecta, Diptera, Drosophilidae. Gene Ontology annotation, molecular function: tRNA (uridine) methyltransferase activity. The record is from RefSeq and is a predicted model, not a curated record. The transcript is spliced from 2 exons.
CGUCACCUUCCAUUUUCGACACCAUGGCAGCAAUAGAAGAACCGCAAUUCUGGCAGGCGAUUGGAAUACUGAUCCAAAACUAUCAUGCCCUGAACAAAAAGAUAUUCGAGGCAGUCAUUACCCAAGUGGAGAAGCGGCAGGAUGGACGACUGAGUGACUCCAGCGAAGAGGAACUGGAGAAGUCUCUAAAGGAUGACCCAGGCAAGCGCACGUGCACUGGUUUCAAGAUUGGAUUCAAACUGCUGCCCAAGAAGCUGCCAGAGAACAUCUUGGGCACCGGAACUAUAGACUUUGUAAAGUGCCUGUACGAGUGCCAGUUUGCCAGCGACGCCAUAGAAGACUUCUCAGUGCGCCUUCUCGAAGGACAGCUUCUAUUGGAGUCCGAACAGAAAACCAACUGGUUGGAGUUUGUCCUUAAACCCAAGCUCCUCAGCUGGUCCCAGGCCAAACAGGAUGAAGCCAAAGUUAAAUCACUGGGCUUGGUAAACGUGGAAACGUACAAUGAUAUGUACAAGGAGUUGAAACGAAAGCACUCAAAGCGUCUGAUUGACCUUUGGAAAACCGCCCAAGAGUCCACGGAUCCAUUGAAGUUUAUCUACGAGGAUUUGGCCAUCGCCGCAUAUCUCAUUGCUUUCUGGCGUACAACCGAAACAUAUCCCACGGCCUUCGCAGACUUGGGUUGCGGAAAUGGUCUUCUGGUGCAUGUCCUCAACGCCGAAGGCUUCAAGGGCUACGGCUACGAUAUAAGGAAGCGAAAGCUAUGGUCUCUCUAUCCGCCGGACACUCAACAGAGCCUUAUCGAGAAGACAGUGGAGCCUAACAACUUCCGCUUGGAUUUUCCGGAUGUGAAUUGGUUAAUUGGCAAUCAUUCGGAUGAACUGUCGCCCUGGAUUCCGGUUUUGGCUGGUCGUUUGAACAUGUGCUAUUUUCUGAUACCCUGCUGUCCUUAUGAACUUUCGGGAGCCAAGUUUCGCAGACGAAAUACGAAAGUAAGUGCCUACCAGGACUUCUUUAAAUAUGUCAAAAAGGUCUCCCGGGAAUGCGGGUUUCCCCUGGUCAUGCAAGACCGCCUCAAAAUUCCAAGCACCAAGCGAUUGGCUCUGAUAGGAAUCAAAAGAAGACCAACAAAAGCUAUUGAGGACAUGGAGUACUUUGUCCAGGAGGAGCUAAGGAAGUACAAAACAGGAGAGGCCGAAAUUAAGCUACGCGAAAAGCAGGAAAGUGUUCGCAACUGCACACAGGUGGACAAAUCCAUUAUCGAUGCUCUGGUGCUGAAAAUCUUCAAACAACUCCUGGCUGCCAAUGAAGAUAAGUGGUCAGGUCGUCUGCCCAUGCGAGAGAUCGCCCAGAGCCUCACCAAAGAAGAACUCAGUGGCAUCAAAUCCGAGUGCGGCGGAAUCAAAACGUUGCUGAGAAAUAAACACGAAGUAUUUGAGUUUUGCGGUGGCGAUCUUAUAGGAAUAAGAACUCCCAAGCCAAUGUCCGAUGGUCCUGUUCUCCGAUCCCGUGUGACCAUCAAAAAGCGAAGCUGCUUCUUUAAGCUCCAUCACCCGCUGGGAUGUCCUCUUGAAGAUGCAGUGUGCUCCUUUAUACAUUAACCUUACUUGUUAUGAGUGUGGCCCUCGCUCACGUUUAUUGUUUGGAUUAUAAUAUAAAGAGAAGUGCAUAA